Molecule: messenger RNA, 2540 nt
Organism: Papilio machaon (common yellow swallowtail)
Lineage: Eukaryota; Metazoa; Arthropoda; Insecta; Lepidoptera; Papilionidae
Exons: 1
Coding region: 82-375 (97 amino acids)
Source: RefSeq, a predicted model, not a curated record
ACCUCGCCUGAAGCCUGGCUCGCGCCCUCGCCGCCGCGCCGCGCCUCGCCGCCCGCUCUGCGUCCCGUCGUCAACACCAGCAUGGCCUCGCGCCCCGAAUCCGACGAGUCCAAGUACCUCGCGCCCGCGCUGGCCAGCAUCACGGAGUCGCUAUCGCUGCUAGGUCUGAGCCCCGAGACGCUCGCCAUCAGCGUAGGCGAGUCCCUGGCGGAACGGUAUCUGGCCACGAUCCGUGCCAAGCCACCGGCUGCGCCCCCGUUGGCGACGCCGCUGGCGCCCGCGACGUGCGCCCCACCGCGCCGCGCCGCGCCCGACCCCGCGCACCUGCAGCUCUUCUCCAACGACUUCAUGGAAUACCUGAACCAGAUCGCGUAAGCGAGCGGUGGCAAGUGACGUGAAUGGACUACUUUCUAGUGAUAUUUUUUGUUAAAUUAAGUUGGUCUUAUUGAAAUAAUUUUAUGCAUCGGUUUAGAGAGUACUAUUGAUUUUAUUAUAAUUUUAUUAUUGCACUUUGUUAUUUAAAUAAGGUAGAUGUUGAUUUUUAUCUGAAAUUAGCGGUUAGUGGCGCCAGAAAUUGCAUUUUUGUGUCAUUCAUUUCGAUUGAACCAUAUCGGGAGUUUUCCUUUUGAAGGAGAUAAAGGGGAGUUUUUUUUAUAAAUUAUUGAUUACCUUCGUUUUCAGUGAUAUCGAUCGCCCUAUCUGAUAGGGAAUUUGAGUGGAGUGUUGUUUAGUUCAAUUUAGUUUAUUAGUUAUGUUUUAUUUUAGAAAAAUUUUUAACUUUUUAACUUAAGUGUUACAAUAUUUUCGUAGGUUUCGUACGAUCCUUUAUUUCCUCCCACCAAAUGGCACUUCAACCAGGAGGUGACAUCUACUUGCGAGAGAUGCCAUCUUAGUGUAUUUACUUUAAUAUCACUUUUUUUUGUUUACAUAAUAUAAUUUGUCACUUAAUUACGGUAAAGGUUUUUAAUUGUAAGUGAUUGCUGUGUCACCAAUAAUAUGAUUAGCUUAACUAUGUAUCGGAUAUUCUAUAUUGUCUGAUACUAUUGUCUUUUUUAGCGUUUGUUUUCCUUUCAAUGGUAUUCAAUGGUUAACGGAAAUUUCGAAACAAUAAUAUGCAAAUUUUUGGAAUCGUGCCAUAUCAACAAAAAAAAAAUUGACUCCGUGAAUGAUGAUGUGUUGAAUAUUCGUUAAUCAUUGAAGUUUUGUUUAAUUUAACUUUAAUCAAUAGAAUUUACUCUUUUUUAUUACAUAAAACUUUGGCUUCGGCUGUUCUUAAGGUAAGAGAAUUUCUUAUAAUUGAACUGGUUAUGUAUUUAUUUUUAAACAUAGCGCUUUACCAUUUAUUAAACUUAUAUAGUAUAAGAGACGUGCACUUCUACUCUAUUCAUAAAUUUUAAGAAUGAAUUAGGUAAGGUUUUUGAUACAAUUUGAUACUUAUUACUUACUCGCAACGUGAUUAAAAGUGAUAAACUUCUAGUUUAGAGCGUGUUUAGGGAUAAGUGAUCAAAGUGGUGCGGAUAGGGAGGCGUUCAAACACGUUUGCAAACGUGUUGGCGGCGUGACAGAAGUCGCGUGUUAGGCAAUAAUAAUGAUAAUUCUUUGAAGACUUGACACUUUUUAGAUGAAAUUUUUUGCAUUGGUCCUAAAGAAAAAGAAUUAAAACUGCCAUUUACCAUUUUUUUACUUAAUUAAUUUAAUAAAACCUAUUCUACGGAUUUUAAAGCGAACAAUUUGAACAAAUUAAAAUAUAUACAAUCUUUUUCAAAUGCUAACAAUAUUAAUUAGAAAGUGCAAUGACCAGUGAUCAUUAAAUAAUGUUUGCAAACUGAAAUUUGUUUAAAUUAAUCUCUUUAAAAUCAGUAAAAUCAGUUUUAUUGGAAUUGUAAUUUGCGUAAAUAUAGGAAAUCAUCAUUUAAUGUCUAAGAACGGUCUAAGUUGGCACUAAGACCUCUUAGCUCUUGACUGAAUCAUAAAUUGCAUAGAUAUAACUUGACUGGUAUACAUUGAAGUUAGGAGUGUUGGAUACCAUUCGGGGCAUGCAUACCUCCUUUGUCAUAUGCUCCAUUCUUCCCCCUCUUCCUAUUUUUAGUAUACCAUUCGAAGUUAAUCACACGUCAUUCGUCAUUACGCCAUCAUCCGCAUCACUGCACCUCAUACACCAUCAUCUUUGUCAUCUGGCACUGUUUGAGUGGGCGUCGAACUGGCUAACAAUGGUUUGACUAAAUAAAAUUAAAAGAAAAUAUUUCUAUAUUAAUCACGAUCGAAUUUCAAAAGUUUAUUUAAAAAAAAUAUAAUACAACAUUUACAAAGAGAGAUUUUUGCAUAUAAUUAUAACUGUAUAUAAAAGGCAUAGAAGGUCUGUAGCUACCAUUUAACACGUAACCAUGAUGGCCAGUUCGUCAAGUGUGGUUGUAGUAACCCUUAUAAAUAUUUUUAUUAGUAUCCUUUGCUUAAAAAUAACUUUUAAGAUUGAUACUAUAACUUCGGAAUGUAGCUAUAUUAUAGCUCGGCAUACCCCUAUUGUAAAUAUGCAGUUAAUU